Molecule: messenger RNA, 2400 nt
Organism: Helicoverpa zea (corn earworm)
Lineage: Eukaryota; Metazoa; Arthropoda; Insecta; Lepidoptera; Noctuidae
Gene: Msr-110
Product: WAS/WASL-interacting protein family member 2
Exons: 11
Coding region: 105-1724 (539 amino acids)
Biological process (GO): actin filament polymerization
Cellular component (GO): cytoplasm; actin filament
Molecular function (GO): actin binding; microtubule binding
Source: RefSeq, a predicted model, not a curated record
GGGCAGUGCCGUUCACUCGCGCGCACUUCUACAUCGAACGUCAAACAUUACGCGCGUAACAAUACUUGGGCUCUAUUUUUUUUUUGUGAAGAAUAAAUCGCGUGAUGGAGAAGGAGCAUCAACCAGACUCCAUGGCCACCAUCACCAUGAAACCGGAAUAUCCACCAUCUGAAGUGUACAGCACGUCGGAACCACCACCGGCGUACCGGCAGAGAGUGUCGUCAUCAGUACAAAUAGCGAGGAUCGCGGCGCUGACGGUGGUGGCUGCCUCGUUCAUCCUGGGCGCGUUUAUCCUGGCCUCGAGCUGGGUGGCCGCGCGCGCCUCCUGCCACCAGCUUGAGCAGCUGGAUGCUAUGCUCGACAAGGAACUGGCACUCGAGGGACGCGCGUAUGGCAAUGACGCCUUGCUGGCCGAUGAGCCCCUGCCCCUAAGCAACGCGCACGCACUGCACGGUGUGCCGCCGCCGUCUGUGGCGCCGGAGCCGUCUGCGCAGCCCAGCCAGCCAGUGCCAGUCCCCGCCAACCAGCUCAAAGACGACGCACUCAACCAUGCAGAGUCUAAGAUCGACGAAGACAAAUUACAGAAAAUCGACGAUGAGAGAAAUGACUCGCCGAACUCAGCAAGUGACGACAGCUCAGAGUCUGACAGCUCGGCUGAGGAGGAGGAUGAGCUCGACGCCGUCCGGCCCAUGCUCAAGCUGCCCAUACAGUUCGACCUCGAUGAACUAGCUGGAGCCUUCCUGGCUAACAAUCAGAAGGGCCGCAUGAACUGCGUGGUUGAGAAGCGUCGCGACGAUCCCAUGGAGAGGCGAUUCCCUUUCAACAUCCUCGGCGCCUUCGCCCCGCGCAGCGCUCACGCCGAGCGCAUCGCCAUCAUCUGCCACGGAGGCGAUGAGCCCAGGCCGAUGAACUUCCCGGAGCCCCAGUCGCAAGUGUUCGCGUUCCCGCUGACGGGCCCCGUGCGCCUGCCGCUGCGGCCGCAGCCCGAGCGCGCCGCGCCGCCCGCCGCCGGCCCCGCGCCGCGCAUGCCAUUCGCACCCAUGACACACCGACAGGCACCUUUCCCCCUCCCAAUGCCAUGGGACUCGUCAGAGGAGCAGAUGGGUAGUCCCCGUGAGAUGCGCAUCCACGUGCAGCGAGUGAUCGCCAUCCCCGCUCCCCACAACAUGCCACCACCACCAGAGACCAUGGGACCCUUCGCGCCUCCCCCACCACCACCACCACAAGGCCAUGACCAGAACGAACAACCCACCGUGCUCCACCAGUUUGUGCCUCAGUCUGCUCCCACGCAGGAACUCGAACAACCUGAGUUGUAUGUGCAGGUACAAAAGAUCCCCAUGGAGGGACCUGCGGUGCAGAUGAACCUGCCGUGGAACCUGAGCCCCGAGGAGCUGCACAUGAUCCACCGCACAGCCGAGGACGCCGCCGCCAACCAGCGCCGCGACCAACAGAUCGACAAUGACAUGCAAGAGGUGAAGACGAUCGUGAAGACUCUGGCGGCGGCGGCGGAGGCGGAGGCGGAGGCGGAGGCGCGCGCGCAGGCGGAGGAGCAGGGCGAGGCGCGGCCCGAGAUGGCGCCGCGCGCGCCGCGCACGCUGCUGCUGCCGCAGGACAUGCCCUCCGACGAGAGGCCGCACUAUUUGCAGCCGCGCUCAGUGCGCAGCGUGGACGCGCUAGUGGCGCGCGAGAAGCGCGUGAAGCGCUGCGCGUGCAGCUGCGACUAGAGCGCCGCGCAUGCGCUGUGCCACACUAGCGCACAGCGGCUCUCUCCGUCCAUUUUUCUAUCUCCAAUAUUUUGUAACAGUUCAUGAAACCUGUUAGUUAACAUAAUAACGGCUUGUCUCUAACAUUUCUGUAAAUAAAGUUGUUAAUCCAUGAGCUUCCGAUGAUGGUUUUUAAUUACCUAUCGCUGCAUAAAGGUUGUAUUUAUGGGAAAUUUUUAUGUUUGUUAAAUAAUUAUAAAUUUUAUAGUUCGUUUGUUUCCUGUUUCGAUGUACCUAUGAGUUUCUAUUAUCGACUGUUCACGUCUUGAGAAUGCAAUAUGUAAGGUAUAAUAAUAGUUUUAACAUUAGGCACGUGUGUAUAGGUACAUAUGUGCAUGUUGUAAUUGUGAGGGUAGGAGGAGGUCGGCGAUGCAAUAUCCAUCAGCAAGAUUGAUUCACAACCGCGAACACGCUCUGUUCAGCUUGUUGUUAAUUGGUUUAUGAGAAAAUAACUCUGAUUUGUUAAGAUAAGAAUACUUGCAUUUGUCUGGGGUAAUGGAAAUGCAUUUAGUUCUGGAGGAACUCUAAACCUUGUUUGCAAACCUUGCUCCUUUAUUAACUUGUGGUGAUAUUGUAAAAUUUAAAUCAAUCUUGUAUUCUAUUAUUGUGAUCCUAAAUUAAAUUUGUACUAGUUUUA